Mus musculus (house mouse) is the source of this 1128-nucleotide messenger RNA. RefSeq names its product canopy FGF signaling regulator 2 (gene Cnpy2). Gene Ontology annotation, cellular component: endoplasmic reticulum. Lineage: Eukaryota; Metazoa; Chordata; Mammalia; Rodentia; Muridae. The transcript has 6 exons. The record is from RefSeq and is a predicted model, not a curated record. The coding region runs from base 454 to 1002 and encodes 182 amino acids.
UGACGAUCAUUUAUUAAUUUGGUACAAGAAGGAAGUUGUUUUAAAAACUAGUUUUUUUGUUUGUUUGUUUGUUUUUUUUUUAAGAAAGAAAAAGACCUGUAGCUACUGGCAGAGUGGUACUGCAGUGCUUCCUGGGAAAUGUAGUUUGCUGUAUCAUGAAAUCUUUGUGCAUUGAAACCUAGGCUUCUCUCCCACUACUAAUUGCAUCUGUUUGCAAGUCCUAGCCCACCUGGACUGAUGCAAUUUCCCCAGGCACCCCAUGCGCUCGGUCCUCACUGUAAGCUAGGCUACCUUUGUUCUUUGGUUGGUCACGUGAACCAAUUCGCCACGCAAGUCUGGGUCCUCAAGUCUUCCAAGGGGUCCUCGCUGCCUCGGAGGCGCUCCUAAAGCUGCCUGCUCGCGCGAGAGUUUGGAGGGGCGGGCUUAGGGUGGAGCGACCCUGUUACACUAAAGAUGAAAGGCUGGGGUUGGCUAGCCCUACUUUUGGGGGUCCUGCUGGGAACUGCCUGGGCUCGAAGGAGCCAAGAUCUACACUGUGGAGCUUGCAGGGCUCUGGUGGAUGAAUUAGAGUGGGAAAUUGCCCGCGUGGACCCCAAGAAGACCAUUCAGAUGGGAUCCUUCCGAAUCAAUCCAGAUGGCAGCCAGUCAGUUGUGGAGGUACCUUAUGCCCGCUCAGAGGCCCACCUCACAGAGUUGCUUGAGGAGGUGUGUGACCGAAUGAAGGAGUACGGGGAACAGAUUGACCCUUCUACCCACCGCAAGAACUACGUACGCGUCGUGAGCCGGAAUGGAGAAUCCAGUGAACUAGACUUACAGGGCAUCCGAAUUGACUCAGAUAUCAGCGGCACCCUCAAGUUUGCGUGUGAGAGCAUUGUGGAAGAAUACGAGGAUGAGCUUAUCGAAUUCUUCUCCAGAGAGGCUGACAACGUUAAAGACAAACUUUGCAGUAAGCGGACAGAUCUAUGUGACCAUGCCCUGCACAGAUCUCACGAUGAGCUAUGAAUCACUGGAGCAAGCAGCCUACACCAAACGUGAUGGAACACCCCCAGGAGGGGAAGAUGGCAGCAUUGCCUUUUAUAUUACGUUUUUAUGGAAAUGAACUGAAAAAAACUCUUGAAACCGAAAGUA